AUGUUUGAGGAUAUACAGUUAAUUUAUAUGAGUGUUAGGAUCUUACGUUUCUGGGCUUUGCUCUACGAUAAGAAUAUGAAACGUUAUAUCUGCCUAACGCUUUCCAUCAUUCAUGUGCUCACCCAAUUGUUGUACAUCUUCACCACUAACGAAGGCAUCACAGGCAUUAUACGCAAUUCCUAUAUGCUUGUCCUUUGGAUCAAUACGGUGCUACGGGCAUAUUUACUGCUACACGACCAGAACAGUUAUUUGCAACUGAUUAGAAACCUACAAGUGUACUACCACGAACUAAUGCGUCUUAAGAAUUCCUAUGUGACACAUCUCCUGGAUCAGGCAAAUCGACAGGGCAAGUUGAUGGCUCGUGGUAAUCUUUUCUUUGGUCUUCUAACCUGUAUUGGCUUCGGUCUUUAUCCGUUGAGUUCCAGUGAGCGGGUGCUGCCCUUUGGCAGCAAAAUACCCGGCGUGAAUGAGUAUGCCACGCCCUGCUACCAAAUUUGGUUCGUCUUUCACAUGCUCAUCACUCCGAUGGGCUGCUGCAUGUAUAUACCGUAUACGAGUCUGUGUGUAGCCUUCAUUAUGUUCGGGAUUGUGAUGUGCAAGUCGUUGCAGCAUCGAUUGCGUUGCCUGAAAGAACGGCAGCUAACUAGGCGGCAACUAUCACAGGAAAUAGUCGAAUGUAUUAUCUAUCAUCAGCGGAUCAUUGAUUACAUACAGACCGUCAAUAAGCUGACUACAUACAUAUUUCUGAUUGAGUUUUUGGCAUUUGGUGCACUGCUCUGUGCGUUGCUUUUCAUGCUGAUGCUUGUGGAUUCUACAGCCCAUGUGGCCAUUGUGGGUGCGUAUAUAAACAUGAUACUGGCACAGAUAUUGGCCCUGUAUUGGUAUGCCAAUGAGUUGAGGGAACAGAACUUGGCCAUUGCAACUGCGGCCUAUGAAACCGAAUGGUUUACCUUUGACAUACCAGUUCGCAAAAAUAUUAUACUUAUGAUAUUACGUGCACAACGUCCAGCUUCGAUACUCUUGGGCAACAUACGACCCAUCACCCUGGAGCUGUUUCAAAACCUGCUUAACACAACUUACACAUUCUUCACUGUGCUAAAACGAAUUUACGGUUGA
This is a messenger RNA of Drosophila innubila, 1116 nucleotides long. It is a transcript of the gene Or49b, whose product is annotated as odorant receptor 49b. Gene Ontology annotation, biological process: sensory perception of smell; detection of chemical stimulus involved in sensory perception of smell. The record is from RefSeq and is a predicted model, not a curated record. NCBI's taxonomy places the organism in Eukaryota, Metazoa, Arthropoda, Insecta, Diptera, Drosophilidae. Gene Ontology annotation, cellular component: plasma membrane. The transcript has 6 exons. Gene Ontology annotation, molecular function: olfactory receptor activity; odorant binding. The coding region runs from base 1 to 1116 and encodes 371 amino acids.